AUGGCAUACCCCUUCCAACUAGGUUUUCAAGAUGCUACCUCUCCUAUUAUAGAAGAACUUCUACACUUUCACGACCAUACAUUAAUAAUUGUAUUCCUAAUUAGCUCCCUAGUCCUCUAUAUCAUUUCCUUAAUACUGACAACCAAACUUACGCACACAAGCACAAUGGAUGCCCAAGAAGUAGAAACCAUCUGAACCAUUUUACCUGCUAUCAUCCUAAUUCUCAUCGCCCUGCCCUCCCUGCGAAUUCUUUAUAUAAUAGACGAGAUCAACAGCCCUUCCCUUACGGUAAAAACUAUGGGACAUCAAUGAUAUUGAAGUUACGAAUACACCGACUACGAAGAUCUGAAUUUUGACUCUUAUAUAAUCCCCACUCAAGAACUAAAACCCGGAGAACUCCGACUACUAGAAGUUGACAACCGAGUAGUUUUGCCGAUAGAGAUAACUAUUCGCAUACUAAUUUCAUCAGAAGACGUACUACACUCAUGAGCUGUCCCAUCCCUAGGCCUAAAAACUGACGCUAUCCCAGGCCGACUAAAUCAAACAACCCUAAUGGGUACACGGCCUGGAUUAUACUAUGGCCAAUGUUCAGAAAUCUGUGGCUCAAACCAUAGCUUCAUGCCCAUUGUCCUUGAACUAGUCCCACUAGUAUAUUUUGAAAAAUGAUCUGCAUCUAUACUGUAA
Leopardus geoffroyi (Geoffroy's cat) is the source of this 684-nucleotide messenger RNA. The record is from the annotation of a RefSeq genome assembly. NCBI's taxonomy places the organism in Eukaryota, Metazoa, Chordata, Mammalia, Carnivora, Felidae.